GGAGGCUGCACGUGGGCUCGGGUUUGGAAACUUUCUGGCUGUGCCAUGGAUACACCGCUGAGGCGCAGCCGACGGCUGGAAGGCCUAGAGCCCGAAUCCCGCGAGAGCCUCACCCCAGUUUCGCGGGUGAAACGGGCCCUUGUGGAGUUUGAGUCAAACCCAGAAGAAACACGGGAACCCGGGUCAUCUCAAAGUGUGCUGCAAGCUGGCCCGGAGUCCCUCCAAAGUCUGCCGGAGACAAGGCCGAGAUCCGGUAGUCUGCAGCAGGGUACAGACUUGGGGUCCCCCGAGAGGGAGCCAGAGCCGGGCCCAAGGUCCCCCCACCGUCAGCAAGAUCUAAGUCUGGUGUCUCCUCAAAGAUGGCCAGAGUCGAGUCCUGCGUCCCCCCGACGUCGGCCAAAUCCAAGUGAAAAGUCACCGAAGUUCUCUGAGGACUUGAGAGAACUGGCCUCGGAGUUGCCCUGGAGUAAAGAGGAGUGUACCCCAGAGGCUCCCCUAAAUCAGCUGCAGCCGGGCCCAAGAUCACCAGAGCCUUCUCCCGGUCAGCAACCGCCGGGUCCGGAGCCCUCACAGCCACUGCAGGAGCUGACACCGGAGGUACCAGGCUCCCCCCGGGGUCCGGACGAGCCCAGCAAGCACCCUCUGGCCAGGAAGACGGUGAUAGGAGUCCUCGAAGACAAGAAGCGAAAAAGCUUUUCAGGCCAGGACCCGGCGUGCAAGAAAUUGAAGAAGGAGAAGAAGGAACUUCCUGUAAUCCCGAAGGGGAAGCCCAAAUCGGGGCGGGUAUGGAAGGACCGGUCCAAGAAAAGGUUUUCCCAGAUGGUUCAGGACAAGCCCCUGCACACAUCCUGGCAGCGGAAGAUGAAGGAACGGCAGGAGAGGAAGCUGGCCAAGGACUUUGCCCGGCACUUGGAGGAGGAAAAGCAAAGGCGCCGGCAGGAGAAAAAACAGUGCCGAGCUGAGAACCUGAAACGCCGCCUAGAGAAUGAGCGGAAGGCUGAGAUUGUCCAAGUGAUCCGAAACCCUGCCAAGCUCAAGCGGGCAAAGAAGAAGCAGCUACGCUCCAUUGAGAAGCGGGACACCCUGGCCUUACUGCAGAAGCAGCCGCCCCAGCAGCCAGCAGCCAAGAUCUGAGCUCAGGACAGCCCAGAGGCCUUCCAUGGCCAACAACCAUGUGGGACAUGACACUCUGAGCCCACUGGUCAGACACCUCUGGCAGACCUGGCUCUCUAACUCUGUGACUCUAAAACAGGGACACCACCCCAGCUGGAGCUCCUAGGUCUUUGGAGGCUUGUAGAUAAGUGUCUGGGACAGAGACCCAAAGGAAACCUUGAGACCUGGCAGAGGUGGAGGAGGGGAGAGGCUCAGCCCCCCUCCCUCUCUCCCCUUCCUCUGAGUGCCUUCAGAUAAAGAACAGCAAAUUCUCUGGUUUGUCAUUGAGCUGGCGAUAGAGGCCAGCAGUCAGGAUUCCAGCUCCCCACACACUUUCUAAAGGGGCACCUCUGAGCCCCACUGUCCCUGUCACCUAGCAAACUAAAUCCAGCUCUUCCCCAUGUUCAACACUGAAGGAUUAAAUUGGGAGAUUGACAGGAGUAGGGUUUCUCUCUAGCACCCCCUUUCCCAAACUAGAUUCUGUAGAAGCCCGAAAGAUCUAAUUCAUACCCAUCCGGUCUCCAACGAAAAUAUUUAUUGAAUCCCUGUUGUGUACAGGCACAAUAAUAGGCACCAGGGAAUACAGACAAAUGUCCCUGCCCUGGAGGGCUUUCAUUCUGACAGAACAUAAUAAACAAGUAAAAUACACUGUGUGGCA
This is a messenger RNA of Otolemur garnettii (small-eared galago), 1810 nucleotides long. RefSeq names its product coiled-coil domain containing 86 (gene CCDC86). Bases 46 to 1134 code for a protein of 362 amino acids. The transcript has 4 exons. Gene Ontology annotation, cellular component: nucleolus. NCBI's taxonomy places the organism in Eukaryota, Metazoa, Chordata, Mammalia, Primates, Galagidae. The record is from RefSeq and is a predicted model, not a curated record.